Messenger RNA from Nicrophorus vespilloides, 1295 nucleotides. RefSeq lists its product as uncharacterized. The transcript has 2 exons. The record is from RefSeq and is a predicted model, not a curated record. Bases 1017 to 1295 code for a protein of 92 amino acids. NCBI's taxonomy places the organism in Eukaryota, Metazoa, Arthropoda, Insecta, Coleoptera, Silphidae.
AAGAAUAUAGUAGGCUUUAAUUCUCUUCGCCUUCUUAAAAAUGGCGAUCGGAAGUUGCGGCAGCGCGAACGCAUUCGAAUUUGAAAAUAAUUAAUUGUUCCAAAUUAAUGGAAAGAAAUGGUGAAGUUAGAAGCGCGCGAAAUGUAUCGAAAGACAACGGAUGGAUUUCCUGGUAAAGAAGGGUACGAAAGAAGGGAACAUCAAAUGAAGGGGGUUAAGAGUGAUUAAGAAAAUUGGAAAGAAAAAGGGAAAAAUCUAUCCCACGGAUGGGAUAGAAUGUGGAGAGUGCGAGAGAAGGAGAGCGAGCGAGAGAGCGAACUCGAGAGCGACGUGUUCGUUCGUUCGUUCUCCGAGGGGGGGAAAAAAAGGACGUGAGGAAAGUUUCAGACGGGAUAUUGGGACCCAACAAAACACAGAACGAACGAGAGAGAGAGAGAGAAAGAGAUAGAGAGCGCGCGAUUGAAAGAGACGGCGGGAUGAGCGAGAGAGUGAGGAACGGAACGUUUGCCUGAGGAAAAGAGAGAAAGAGAUAGAAAGAGAACGAGGGAGAGGACGAAGAAGGAAGAAAUGUGUUCGCUCGGUAAAUUUGAACAACGUGAUGUAAAAUUCAGUCUGAGCCAGGAUCGCUGAUGGUUAGUUAGUUAGUUAGCCAGAGUUGGCCGCGCUCGUAUAGUGGAGGAAGGAGAAGGAUCUUUUUCUCUCGUGCGUCUCUGAUGACGACUAAAUUUUUUUUUUCUUCGUCUUUCUGCCUGAUAUAUAUAUGUAUAUACAUAAUACAUACAUACAUAUAGAGUUAGUUGUGUAGACAGAUUUUCGCGUCCGUAACCACAGAUAUCGUCGUUAAGUUUCUAUUAUUAUUAUCAUCGUAUUUUGUGUCUCUCUCUCUAUCUCGUUCGAAAGUGCCUCAUCCAGGAAGAAGUAGUUGUUUAGUUAUAAAAGUAUACACACUACAUACACACACACACACACACAAGUGCAAUUAGGAAAGGGAAUCCUUUGGUGCCGCGAAUGUUGCAAUGUCCAAAAGGAAUAUCGCGUACAUAAAGCCCGAAGAACCGAAUUUCUUGAAGAGGAUCAAGGAGCAAGUGGGUUACAAGGAGGGCCCCACGGUUGACACAAAACGCGAGGAUACCGAACGUCGUCUGCAGGCCGAGGACUUCGAAGACACCAACGACGAACUUCCAACCGUCGUUGUCCUCAAGCCCGGAGAUUUGACCGCCGAAGAAGUUGACCAGCACAAGCAGCAAGGUGAGACAACAGCAAAGAGAAUCAAUCGAACGAAUUCAUUCACUUAA